GACUUGAUGAAGCUAGUAACUUUUCAAGCCCAAUGACUCCGUUUGAUGGUCAUGGGUAAAAAGACGGUCCAUGCGGACUGCUCAUAUCUCUUAGCUGAUUUGUACGUUCGACCCACAACAAAAUUAAAAUAUUUCCUGUAACGGUCCAGUUGCCCAUCCAUCCAAGUCCGUUCGUUUUCCUUUCGUGUUUACGUGUCAAACAGGGAAACGAGAAGGGACAGUUCAUAGCUGGCUAUACAGUUACAGUCCACUAUUCUCAAUGCGUACCCAGUACGAGAAUUUAAACAAGUUUCUCUCAUUUUCCUUUCACAUCAAUUCUCUCCUGAACAAACGUGAACUAGCUUGAAAGCCAUGGAAUCUAGAGGCUUGAAGACACCGUUUGUGUUUGACAACGAAGAUCAUGAUUCCUACAAAACUUACCGUUUCAAAGUCUUGUUACCCAAUGGGCUAACUAUGAAAGACAAUGAGCCAGAAAUCACGUUUCAAUGUUUCAUAGGCUUGAUCAAGGACGAGUAUAACGUCCUUAGACGCCAAUCAGAGUAGUUUAGACGGAAAAGAAUGAUAAAUUGGAAGAGUGAAAAGUUAUAUCUUGAGGAUGCAAACGACAGGAAAACCAGGAGCCGAAUCAACUUGCGGCAUUUUCAACCUCAUUAGUGUCACUUUCUACGCCUUCAUGAUGGUUCUGGAGAAAUUUCCAAUACUUUUGAGUUUUGUUGGUUUGCAGAAUAUGUGGGAUUUGACACCAGAUACAGAUUUGUUAAGGGAGUUACCAGAAGAAUACACUUUUGAAACUGCUCUUGCUGAUUUGAUUGACAAUUCCUUGCAAGCAGUAUGGUCAAACGGAGACAAAAAUAGGAGAUUGAUAAGUGUGAAUGUUCUUGAGGAUAGAAUCUCAGUUUUUGACACUGGGCCUGAAAUGGACAACAGUGAUGAAAACUCUAUUGUGAAGUGGGGAAAGAUGGGUGCCUCUCUAAACAGGUUAUCUAAAGUACGUGCAAUAGGCUGCAAACCUCCAUACUUAGCGCCCUUUUUUGGCAUGUUUGGAUAUGGAGGACCUAUUGCAUCCAUGCAUCUAGGGAGCUGUGCUAUAGUUUCUUCAACGACCAAAGAAUCCAAGGAAGUUUAUAUGUUACAUCUUGCACGACAGGCUUAACUCAGCAAUUCUGGUUCUGAAUGUACUUGGAGGCAUUAAGGAUCCUUCAGACGAUGAAAUUGCGAAAUCACCCCUGGGGAGCUUUACAAAGGUUUACUCUGCUGCACCCCUGGGGAGUUUUUGAGGCUAGAUCCUGCAUGCUUGUUGCCAUGUUCCCCAUUUAUUAUAUUACAGGUUGUGGGCGUAAUGAUGGUACUCUGUUGUGAAUUUGUUUUCUUCUUUUUUUUUUUCUUUUUUUCUUUCAUGAUCUUCUAUUUCUUCAUUUGCUGGGAUAAAAAAUUUGGUGCUUAUUGUGAUAUUCCAGUCACCAUGGUUAUUUAGGACUGUUGUCCAUUUCACUGUAUGUGUGGCAUUAACUUGCUUGAACCUGUGUAACUGGUCAAACACUGUAACUCUAUAUAUUCAGCAGUUCAGAUUUCAAUGUUAUCAUACCCUCUUAAUAAUGAUUAUGGCAUCUUAGUAUUAAUGAAGAAAUUUAUGAAAAUUUUAU
This is a messenger RNA of Durio zibethinus, 1643 nucleotides long. The record is from RefSeq and is a predicted model, not a curated record. NCBI's taxonomy places the organism in Eukaryota, Viridiplantae, Streptophyta, Magnoliopsida, Malvales, Malvaceae.